CGAGGGGCGGCGCCUCAGUGCAGAGGGACUACAAGGGCUCCGCCGCGAGAGGAGGAGUGUGCGACCCACUGUCCGCCUCGCGAGUGACCGAGCUGGGGGAGGACUCGGGCUGGACCUCCGGUGGGACUCGGGCUCGCCCCGCCGGACUGAGGUGCAACAUGUUUUUGGCUCUUGGCAAGGGAGCAAAAUUUCUGAGGACAAUUUGUUCUUCAAAAAUCCUUGGAUUCUCUACUUCUGCUAAAAUGUCUAUGAAAUUCACAAAUGCAAAACGAAUUGAAGGACUUGAUAGUAAUGUGUGGAUUGAAUUUACAAAGUUAGCUGCAGACCCUUCUGUUGUGAAUCUUGGCCAAGGACUUCCAGAUAUAUCCCCUCCUUUAUAUGUAAAAGAAAAAUUAUCAAAGAUUGCAGCAGUUGAUAGCCUGAAUCAGUAUACACGGGGCUUUGGUCAUCCGUCACUCGUGAAAGCUCUGUCCUGCCUCUAUGAAAAGCUUUAUCAGCAUCAAAUUGAUGCAAAUAAAGAGAUCCUUGUGACGGUGGGAGCAUAUGGAUCUCUUUUUAGUGCCAUUCAAGGAUUAAUUGAUGAGGGAGAUGAAGUCAUAAUAAUAGUGCCUUUCUACGACUGCUAUGAGCCCAUGGUGAGAAUGGCUGGAGCAACACCUGUUUUUAUUCCCCUUAGAUCUAAACCUGUCGAUGGAAAAAGAUGGUCUAGUUCUGACUGGACAUUAGAUCCUCAAGAACUGGAAAGUAAAUUUAAUUCCAAAACCAAAGCUAUCAUACUAAAUACUCCACACAACCCCCUAGGCAAGGUUUAUACCAAAGAGGAACUGCAAGUAAUUGCUGACCUUUGCAUCAAAUAUAACACACUUUGCAUCAGUGAUGAGGUUUAUGAAUGGCUUGUAUAUUCUGGACAUAAGCAUUUUAAAAUAGCCACUUUUCCAGGAAUGUGGGAGAGAACAGUGACAAUAGGAAGUGCUGGGAAGACCUUCAGUGUCACUGGCUGGAAGCUUGGCUGGUCCAUUGGUCCUAAUCAUUUGAUAAGACAUUUACAGACAGUUCAACAGAACACCAUUUAUACUUGUGCCACUCCUUUGCAGGAAGCCUUGGCUCAAGCUUUUUGGAUUGACAUCAAGCGCAUGGAUGACCCAGAGUGUUACUUUAAUUCUUUGCCAAAAGAGUUAGAAGUAAAAAGAGAUCGGAUUGUUCAUUUACUUGAAAGUGUUGGCCUAAAACCCAUAGUUCCUGAUGGAGGAUAUUUCAUCAUUGCUGACGUGUCUUUGCUAGAAGCAGACCUCUCUGAUAUGACAGACAAUGAACAUUAUGACUAUAAAUUUGUGAAAUGGAUGACUAAAAAUAAGAAGCUAUCAGCCAUCCCUGUUACAGCAUUCUGUAACACAGAGACUAAAUUACAGUUUGAGAAAUUUGUGCGAUUUUGCUUCAUUAAAAAAGACAGCACACUGGAUGCUGCCGAAGAAAUCAUCAAAGCUUGGAAUGUGCCCAAGUGUUGAUACUGCAGAACGGGUCAGCAUUCUCAUUAGAUAACCUGGUAUGGAGUGUCUGCUUCGUGCUGCCACCUGCUGGAUGUUGAAAAACAAAUAUUUCAGUACAAAUGGCAUUUAAAUAAAUAUUUCCAUCAUUUUUCUAAACAAGUUAGCCCUACUCCUAAAAAUAUUCAGGUGUUCUACGGGGUUUUUUUUUUUCAGUUUAAAUGUAUUAAAACACUUGCCACUAUCAUUUUGUGAAGAUCAGCCUACUAGAGUGGAUGGGAACUGUGAGAUGCUUAACCUCUCUGUGCUUCAGUUCUCUCAGCAUAAAACAGGAAAAAAUAGCACCUGCUUCAUCUAAAGAUUGUGAGGAUUAACGCGACCAGUGUAUAUAAAGCCUGGCAAGCAAUACCCACUCACCUGAUGUUAGCCAGU
This is a messenger RNA of Otolemur garnettii (small-eared galago), 1916 nucleotides long. It is a transcript of the gene KYAT3, whose product is annotated as kynurenine aminotransferase 3. Lineage: Eukaryota; Metazoa; Chordata; Mammalia; Primates; Galagidae. Gene Ontology annotation, molecular function: pyridoxal phosphate binding; L-kynurenine:2-oxoglutarate transaminase activity. The coding region runs from base 159 to 1505 and encodes 448 amino acids. Gene Ontology annotation, biological process: biosynthetic process. The record is from RefSeq and is a predicted model, not a curated record. Gene Ontology annotation, cellular component: mitochondrion; cytoplasm. The transcript has 14 exons.